Molecule: messenger RNA, 5079 nt
Organism: Lymnaea stagnalis (great pond snail)
Lineage: Eukaryota; Metazoa; Mollusca; Gastropoda; Lymnaeidae
Source: the annotation of a GenBank genome assembly
CCGUGUUUGGGGCACAGUUGUCGGGAAAAACGAAUAUUUGACGAACCUCUUCCCAACGAACUUGGGCAUGAAUAACCUUGAGACGUUACCUGUCGCUCGGUUCGGUUGUUACCUGUACGGCGAGAGUCCCCUACAGUCCUACAUGCACCCAGCGGGAUAUCAGGUGACGAUGUCUUUGUUUAUCAAGCAAGGAAUUUUGCUUAUUUUUUAAAAAAAAUGUAUCCAUUGGCUUUGAGCGGGGUGGGAGAUGAAGGAAACGAAACGCAUUUUGGCUGAAGAAGGGCAGAGAUUGGAGCAAGCUUACCUCGAAUAGCUGGGGCCGAGUUAUCCCAAAAUGUCAAGAUUAUGAGCUUACUUCGAAUAGCUGGGGCCGAGUUAUCCCAAAAUGUCAAGAUUAUGAGCUUACCUCGAAUAGCUGGGGCCGAGUUAUCCCAAAAUGUCAAGAUUAUGAGCUUACCUCGAAUAGCUGGGGCCGAGUUAUCCCAAAAUGUCAAGAUUAUGAGCUUACCUCGAAUAGCUGGGGCCGAGUUAUCCCAAAAUGUCAAGAUUAUGAGCUUACCUCGAAUAGCUGGGGCCGAGUUAUCCCAAAAUGUCAAGAUUAUGAGCUUACCUCGAAUAGCUGGGGCCGAGUUAUCCCAAAAUGUCAAGAUUAUGAGCUUACCUCGAAUAGCUGGGGCCGAGUUAUCCCAAAAUGUCAAGAUUAUGAGCUUACCUCGAAUAGCUGGGGCCGAGUUAUCCCAAAAUGUCAAGAUUAUGAGCUUACCUCGAAUAGCUGGGGCCGAGUUAUCCCAAAAUGUCAAGAUUAUGAGCUUACCUCGAAUAGCUGGGGCCGAGUUAUCCCAAAAUGUCAAGAUUAUGAGCUUACCUCGAAUAGCUAGGGCCGAGUUAUCCCAAAAUGUCAAGAUUAUGAGCUUACCUCGAAUAGCUGGGGCCGAGUUAUCCCAAAAUGUCAAGAUUAUGAGAUUACCUCGAAUAGCUGGGGCCGAGUUAUCCCAAAAUGUCAAGAUUAUGAGCUUACCUCGAAUAGCUGGGGCCGAGUUAUCCCAAAAUGUCAAGAUUAUGAGCUUAACUCGAAUAGCUGGGGCCGAGUUAUCCCAAAUGUCAAGAUUAUGAGCUUACUUCGAAUAGCUGGGGGGGGGGCUGAAUUACCCCAAAGAUCAAGGUUAUGAGCUCACCCUUUUUGAACCCUGCGAUGGCAGAUGGGAUGGUAUCUGUUUACUCAGCGUAGGCCUAAAGUAGGAUGCCUUGAGGUCAACUUUAGUAUUUUUAGUCAUUAAAACUGAAUGUAAUAGGGUGUGUCGUUAAUCCAUUUAUAAUUCUUUGUCUCGACCUGGUGUCUGACCGUGACGCCGUACAGGAUUGUAUCAGGCAUUUCAAUCACGUUGUCCGUACUAUUCCCCAUUUUUUUGACCACCAGUCUGUUGCAGGAUUGUAUGAGUACCAGGGAGAAUGUGAAAGAGAACGACCACAUUGACAAUGACUGCGAUGGAGCUGUGGACGAAGAAUUUAAGAACAAUAAGGGUAAAAAAGAAAAGUUUUUUUUUUUUUGUUUGUUCUUACUGCUAAUUAUGUUGACAUGACUGGAGACGUUUCUGUGCGCGGCAAGAUGAGCUUUCUGUUACCAUGACCCAACAUUCAUUCCGUCUGUGGUCAUACUUUAAAUGUGUGAGAUUGAAGUUUUAAUGAUAUAAAAAAAACAAAAAUAACAACAACAACAGCAAUAAGUUUACGUUGCUCUCUGUAAAGCUUCUAAAAGUCUUAGGACGAUAAACAUGUUUAAAUAUUAAACUGCUUUUAAGAGACGUAAAUUCUCGCCCCUACCCCAAAGUGCAUUUAACUUACAUACAGUUGCAAAGUGCAUUUAACUUACAUACAGUUGCAAAGUGCAUUUAACUUACAUACAGUUGCAGAGUGCAUUUAACUUACAUACAGUUGCAAAGUGCAUUUAACUUACAUACAGUUGCAAAGUGCAUUUAACUUACAUACAGUUGCAAAGUGCAUUUCACUUACAUACAGUUGAAAAGUGCGUUUAACUUACAUACAGUUGCAAAGUGCAUUUAACUUACAUACAGUUGCAAAGUGCAUUUAACUUACAUACAGUUGCAAAGUGCAUUUAACUUACAUACAGUUGCAAAGUGCAUUUAACUUACAUACAGUUGCAAAGUGCAUUUAACUUACAUACAGUUGCAAAGUGCAUUUAACUUACAUACAGUUGCAAAGUGCAUUUAACUUACAUACAGUUGCAAAGUGCAUCUAACUUACAUACAGUUGCAAAGUGCAUUUAACUUACAUACAGUUGCAAAGUGCAUUUAACUUACAUACAGUUGCAAAGUGCAUUUAACUUACAUACAGUUGCAAAGUGCAUUUAACUUACAUACAGUUGCAAAGUGCAUUUAACUUACAUACAGUUGCAAAGUUCAUUUAACUUACAUACAGUUGCAAAGUGCAUGUAACUUACAUACACUUGCACUGAACGCUUGAAUUCAACAACGUAUAUUAUUUUUUUCAGAUGAGGACAAAGACAAUUUGAUUGACGAGGACAUCCAUUACACCAAUCGCAGUAAGACGUCAAAAAAUUAACCAUCCUAUCUUUAGCAAAGUACAGCAUCAGUGGUGCAAAAGCUAUUUAUUUUAAGCUAAUUAAUUUACUGUUGUAAUAUAGUUUUAUUUUUAUUUUUUUUGGUAUCCACCUGAAAUAGAUUUACGACAUGUUCUGCGUGAAGUUGUUCAAUUCCUUGUCAGGUAAAAGUUUGAAGACCAUCGUUUUUCUAUGACCGAUCACGGAUCAGACAUUUGGCAUCGAAAUCUGAUGCUUAGUCUGAUGCUUAGUCUUAUGCUCAGUCGGAUUUUUAGUCUGAUGCUCAGUCUGAUUCUUAGUCUGAUGCUUAGCCUGAUGUUUAGUCUGAUGCUUAGUCUGAUUCUUAAGUCGAAAUCUUAGUGUGAUGCUUAGUUUGAUUCUUAAGUCUGAGGCUUAGUGUUGGUUAACCUAAUGCUUAGUCUGAUGCUUAAGUCUGAUGCUAAGGCUGAUGCCUAAGUCGAAUGCUUAGUCUGAUGCUAAGUCUGAUGUUUAGUCCGAUGCAAAGUCUGAUGCCUAGUCUCAUGCUUAUUCUGAUUCCAAGUCUUACUCUUAGUCUGAUGCUAAGUCUGAUUCUAAGUCUGAUCCUAAGUCUGAUGCUAAGUCUGAUCCUAAGUCUGAUGCUAAGCCUGGUGCUAAGUCUGAUUCUUAGCCUUAUGAAACUGAAAAAAAAAAGAGAAUUACUUUGGUUCUGAUGUUUGCCUUAUAAAACGCAUGAAAAAAAAUCGUUUUGCCAUGGUAAUAGAGAAACUCAUUUCAGCGUUUGAAUAGAAAAUCUCGUUUCCUCGUGUGAAUAGACAAACUCGUUUUGUCGUGUGUGUAGACAAACUCGUUUCGUCGUGGGAAUAGAGCCGCAUGAUUGUCUGUACACCGGUAAACAUUUGACGAUGAGUUACAUGGCCGUCUUUUUCUCUAGUGAUGCUAGAUGUGCCUGUGAUGCUAAAUGUGUCUGUGAUGUAAGAUGUGCCUGUGAUGCUAGAUGUGCCUGUGAUGCUAAAUAUGUCUGUGAUGCUAGACGUGUCUGUGAUGCUAAAUGUGUCUGUGAUGCUAGAUGUGCCUGUAACGUUAGAUGUGUCUGUGAUGCUAGACGUGUCUGUGACGCUUAAUGUGUUUGUAACGUUAGAUGUCCCUAUGAUGCUAGAUGUGUCUGUGAUGCUAAAUGUGCCUGCGACGCUAGAUGUGCCUGUGACGCUAGACGUCCGUGUGACGCUAGAUGUGCCUGUGACGUUAGAUGUCCAUGUGAUGCUAGAUGUCCCAGUGAUGCUAGAUGUCCCUGAGAUGCUAGAUGUCCCUAAGAUGCUAGAUGUCCCUGUGAUGCUAGAUGUCCCUGAGACGCUAGAUGUCCCUGUGACGCUAGAUGUCCCUGUGACGCUAGAUGUCCCUGUGACGCUAGAUGUCCCUGUGAUGCUAGAUGUGCCUGUGAUGCUAGAUUCCCUGUGAUGCUAGAUGUCCCUGUGAUGCUAGAUGUCCCUGAGAUGCUAGAUGUCCCUGAGAUGCUAGAUGUCCCUGAGAUGCUAGAUGUCCCUGUGAUGCUAGAUGUCCCUGAGAUGCUAGAUGUCCCUGAGAUGCUAGAUGUGCCUGUGAAGUUACAUACACCAGUGAAGGCACAUGUGCCUGUGAAACUAGAUGCACCUAGACGAUGAAACGCUUCGCAGCUUAACACUGAGGUCUCCUUGCAUAAACAUCAACAUCCUGACCACAGAAAAUCCAGGCUAACGUUUGUUACUUUUUGUGGUUUUUUUUUUAUCAAUGGUAAAACUAACAUGUCAUCCUAAAUUCAAACCAUCGGUGUAUGCAAAAUUAGAUUGUUUCAUUUGCUAGGAGUAUAGGUCAAUCAUUGUUUACCCAUUUCUUUCAGUCGAUGGUCACUGGGGAACCUGGGACAAAUGGGAAUGUGAAUCUGGUUCUUCACAAAUACGCCGAAAAUUUAGGAGGCGGUGAGACUUUGGACUUCGGAAUGAUGAGUUAAAUUUAUUGGGUUUUUUUUUUGUAAACUCUGCUCUGAUUUAUUGUUCUUAAAAGAUAUGUUGGCUAUAUCCCGAAACAAUGCAUUAUUUAUUUUUACUAUUUAAAAAAAAAUAAAAAUAUUUGAUGAGUGAAUUCAGAAACGUAUUUUUUUUAGUGACAAACUAUUCCAAGAUGCGGUGUUUUACCUUUAAUGGAUGUAAUCAUACAUACAAUGCUGUUAAUCAAUAUAAAUAUCAUACGCUGGAGAUUCCAUAUGAGAGCAAACUGGAGUAUGUACUCAAUUGCUGUCUGGCGUAAACCAAUCUAAUUUCAAUGUGACUUUAACAAAUUCAUGCGUGGAUGAAUCCUCAACUUAAUACAUUUUUUAAAAAAUAAAUAAAAACUUGUUUUACAUUUUUUUUUCAAAUAUACAUGCUAAAUACAAAUGCCUUUUGUUUUACACACAGGUAUUGUGACAAACCCGCCCCUUUCGACGGAGGGAAAGAAUGCGAGGGACCAGCGAGACAAGACAGUGACCUCUGUUGCAAACCUAGUAA